Zygotorulaspora mrakii is the source of this 1656-nucleotide messenger RNA. RefSeq names its product Utp7p (gene UTP7). Gene Ontology annotation, molecular function: protein binding. Gene Ontology annotation, cellular component: small-subunit processome; nucleolus; 90S preribosome. The record is from RefSeq and is a predicted model, not a curated record. The transcript has a single exon. The coding region runs from base 1 to 1656 and encodes 551 amino acids. Gene Ontology annotation, biological process: maturation of SSU-rRNA from tricistronic rRNA transcript (SSU-rRNA, 5.8S rRNA, LSU-rRNA). NCBI's taxonomy places the organism in Eukaryota, Fungi, Ascomycota, Saccharomycetes, Saccharomycetales, Saccharomycetaceae.
AUGGUUGAAGCUUCAGAGAUGCGUAGCGAUCAUGGUAGAAAGGAAGUGAGCCCCCGGUUCGAAAGAGAAGGAAACAAUGUCAGCAAAUCAUCUUUAAAGAAAACUAAGAAUAAAAAGUUGAGAGCCAAGUUACAAAGAAUUGACGAUCAAUAUGAGGAUGCGGUAUCCUCCGCAGCAGCAACACAUUAUUUGUUACCUCAAACGGCAGGGUAUUUAGAGGCUGAAGAUGAGAUGGAAAAAACUUUCAAAGUCAGUCAGAAGGAUAUCAAAGAUAGCGUGGAUGUGUCUACGGUAAACAAGGCAUUGGAUCUUUCUUUGAAGGAGUUCGGUCCUUAUUAUAUGCAGUAUUCUAGAAAUGGUACACAUUUAUUGAUUAGUGGACGUAAAGGUCAUAUAGCAUCAAUGGAUUGGAGGAAGGGCGAGCUGCGAGGAGAGCUAAAUGUUAAUGAAACAUGUCAUGCCGCAACAUAUCUACAAAACGAACAGUACUUUGCUGUAGCUCAGAAAAGAUACACUUUCAUAUAUGAUCACGAGGGUGUUGAACUCCAUCGUUUGAAGCAGCACAUAGAAGCAAGGCAUUUGCAAUUUCUUCCAUAUCAUUAUCUAUUGGCAACGGCUGGUGAAACAGGCUGGCUGAAAUACCAAGAUGUUUCUACUGGUCAAUUAGUUUCUGAAUUGAGGACAAAAUUGGGGCCAACCACAGCGAUGGCCCAGAAUCCGUGGAAUGCUGUUAUGCAUUUGGGUCAUAGCAACGGUACGGUAACUUUAUGGUCGCCUUCAAUGCAUCAACCGUUGGUUAAAUUACUAUCAGCAAGAGGUCCAAUCACCAGUGUGGCCGUUGAUAGAAGUGGGCAUUAUAUGGCUACCACAAGUAAUGAUAAGUCGUUGAAGAUUUGGGAUAUCAGAAAUUUUAGGGAACUGCAAACCAUUGAGAACCUUCCAUCGCCUGCAUCUAAUGUCAUUAUAUCUGACACAGGCUUAGUUGCCAUUUCUCGUGGCCCUCACAUAAAUAUCUGGAAGGAUGCUUUGACGGCUGGGACAAGCUCCAAGCCUUGCUUCGGGUCCAUGGGCGGUAAAGCAAGAAACACGCAAUACAUGUCACAGUUGCUACCUGGUAAUAGAAUUAACAACAUGCAGUUCGUGCCUUUCGAAGAUCUCUUAGGUGUAGGUCACAAUAGCGGUAUAACGAAUUUAAUUAUACCUGGUGCAGGUGAGGCCAAUUACGACGCUUUAGAGAUUAAUCCAUUUGAGACAACAAAACAAAGGCAAGAACAGGAGGUUAGGUCCUUACUCAACAAGUUGCCUGCAGAUUCCAUUGUUUUGGACCCAAAUACUAUAGGGACGGUUGAGCAAAACUCUUCCGAUAAAAGACUUUCUGCUAAGGACCUUGCUGAAAUUACGAGGCAAUCUAUGGAACAGAAAGCUCAGAACAAAGAUACUCCUCAAAUUAAAGCUGAAGUGAAAGGAAAGAAUUCAGGCCUACGUGCCUUUUUGAGAAAGAAGACUAAUAACGUCAUUGAUGAAAGGAAGCAAAGGGUAGAAAAACUGUUAGAGAAAGAAAAAGCAGCUCGUCAAAGAAACAACAAGAUUAGGGACGGAGAUUUAGCCGAAGAUCAUAAAGAUUUCGUGGAUGAAGCACUUAAUAGAUUUAAGUAA